AAGGCAAGUGGAUACAUAUUGCAGAAGUUACUUUGUUGCGCACAUUUGAAAAACAACACACUUAUUUACAUAUAGUGUUUUGCUAUUCAUGCGCAGACAUAUGGAUCAUAACUGCCCAGACUGCCGUGCAACAAAGGCCAAAAUGUAUUCAAACGUUGAAGAGCCACCUGUCGAUUCUGACAGAAAGCAGUCGGAUAAGAGGCGAUCCUUUUUACAGCAGCCAAAGACUUAUGUUUCGAAACUACCAGCGCCUCCCACUGCUCCCACACCUGCACGGACGCUUGACCGUCCUAGCUCCAAGCCCAUAGAGGCCCACACUCCCCGCACACUGCCCAUACCUAUUCCACAGAGCUGUCCAGUAGGUCAGAAUAGCUUAACUGCCAAUGCAACUUCCGAGCCCCAGGAAUUCUUCAUUGGAGACAGAGUAACCAUCGGAGGGAUUAAAACUGGAACUCUUCUAUAUUUCGGACCGACCCAUAUCGCUGAUGGCCUCUGGUGCGGGAUUUCUUUGGAUACCCAGGAAGGUAAUCAUGAUGGCUUGGUGAAUGAUGUGAGAUACUUUACCUGCCGUAAAGGACAUGGAAUAUUUGCACCAGUUGAGAGGGUUUCUCAUCUAGACAGCAAUGCUGUUUUGCAAGUUAUUAAAUCGCCACCAAGAGUGUCACAGAUACCUGCUAAGCCAAAAGUGUGCUAUACAAGUCCACUUUUAAGAGACGAAAUUGGUUAUCAGGACAGAUCGGCUGAGCUGUUAGAUGACAUUGAACUGCCAGAUAUAGAAGGUGACCUACUAGAUCUUGAUGAUGAUGGCAUUCUACAUGAUGACACUGUAGUAAAAGCAAAUAAAAAAGCAAAAAAAACUAAAAGAAAGCUGCCACAUUUACCAGGCCCGUCAUCCGGAAUUGCCAAGUUAAGUUAUACAAAGGAUAUGAGUCACAAAGCUGCAUUUGAUAGUGCUGAGGAAACUGAAGAAAAAUUUGAUGAGCUGGACAGUGACAGCGAUGAUCUUGAAGAGCUAGAAAGUAACCGUGCUUUCAGCAUGGAUGAGAAGGAAUGUGAAGUGGGUGAGAUGCCCCAUUCUGCAGAGGGGAGCUCUGGAGGGGAGGACUCAUGGAGUCUCAACAAAGACUAUCUGGCCAUGUGUGAUGGCAAGGCGAAGUACCUGAAUAUAACGUUUGACGGGGAAUCGGAGAGUAAAACUUCAACACAAGAGCCAUCAGAGGAAUCCCCUUCCCCUGAGUUCAUUUUCGACCAAGAGAUGAUUGAAGAUGGCGAGUUUGCUUCCCAGCCUAUGGAGAUGAGUAGGGACUCCAGUCUGGGAAUUUUGUCCAGUUUCACUCUGGAGAAGAACGAGUUACUGUCUGAACUGUUUGGGGAUGAAGAAGAUGACGAUCUGGUGACUUCACAAGACACUUUGGAGCCAGUGUCAGAAGAGAAGGACAGUUCACCAGAGAAAACACCCGAACGUCAGACAGACUUUAAUUCCGAUAUGGAUUUUGCUUGUAAAGAAGUGGCAACAUCUACUCCCUUUACAGCAGCUAGUGCUAAACAAAUGUUAAGAAAGAAUCUUAAUGAAACGUAUGACAAAGAUUUUGAUGAAGAAUAUCCUGUGCAAAUUGGAGAACCAGGUAAAGAGUGUUUAAACUCCACAUUUACCCAAGAGAGUGCUGCAAACUCAACAUUUACCUUAGAAAGUGCUAAAACCAAUGCUGAAACAACUUUCACAGUGGAAGAUGAUGGUCAUGAAAACGAUGAAAAUUCUAAUUCCAACAAUGUGAUGAAAGACAGUGGUUCAAGUAAAGGUCCCAUGAUAGAUUCUGGAAUAUCUAUGCGAGGAUCAAUGUCUGAAUCUUCUAACUUCAUGAAGGGAUCUGUAAUGGAAACAUCUAAGUACACCAUGUUAGAACCCGGUGUGCGGCGCAGUAUGUUGGAUUCAGGAAUAUCCAUGCAAUACGCUUUUGUUGAAUCAAGCAAUGGUGGUAUGGUUGACAGCACAAAUAAGGUAUCGGUUGGUGAAAAGACAAGAGAUUCUUGGAACGGAAACAAAGUAUGCUUUGUAGAGGAUGUUAUAAAUAAGAAUAAUGAAGAGGGGCUUGGGAAGAAACCUGGUACAGGAGCAGUGAUGUGGCGAGGGGUGGACGAUGCCAGACUCAUGCAGGACCUGACAGACGGACAUGAAAAGAAGGAAAGACCCAUCUCUUUUCUCUCAACUACAAGCGCAGACACAGGCUAUGUUCCGGACACCGACUCAGAGCUUGGCACAUUGACCUUGAACUCUCCACAGGAGUGGCAGGAGUGUCACCUGCCAGGGCAGAUAGGCGUACGUAACCAGGGGUCUACACAUACUCAGGGUGUUGGAGGCAAAAACCUGUUCACUGCCCCAGUAGAGUCCGACACAGACCAGGGUCACAUCACCGCAGAUACGGAUGGUGAAUAUGAGGUUGGUAGGUCGGAGGUCAUAACUACGGACAAUGACUUUGGUGGAAGUUCAAAGGUCAUGGUCACGACAGAUGUUGAAGAGGAAUCUGGAGAUGAAGUCACUCAGAUUGAAGAUGCUAAGGGCUUCAAUACUACUGUUACUCUGGAAAGCACAUCCGACAAUGAAACAUUUACUGCUGACACUGCUGAACCACUUUCGGAAAUAGAUGCAGACGACAAUAAGUCCAGUGGACGUAACAGCAAUCUUGAUGGUACUUUUACCUUUAAUGAAGAAAACAUAAAGCCAAGUGUCGGCCCUGGAGGUGACACCAGUAACAGUCUGGAUAUCGUGACAAUUGUUAUACAAGACAAGGACACUUCCAAUAAAGUUGAAAAUACUGAGAACUCUUCAGAAACUAAGCCUAACAAGCAGAAAACGCCAAAGAAGAAAAGGUUUAAUGUUGUUAAAGACUUUAAGAAACCCAACACCACAAAUGUUGUCUCUGCGCUGGCUGAGUAUUUAAAGACACCAUUGCCUGUGAAAAUAAAGGAGGAUAAGAACAACACAGAGGAAAUGAAAAAUAAGAAGAAUACAUUAAAGACCAAGAUUGACUUAUCUAAAGUCACUAGUAAAUAUGCUGUUAAAAGCAAUGUGGAUGAAAAGAAGAGUGAGGUUGAAAAGAAGGAAUCACCAGAGGCUGUUGAAAAGGAAGUGAAGAAGUUGAUCAAGCGCACACCUCCAAAAAGUAAAUGGGAUGCUAUUAUGAAUAAAAUUGAAAACCAAAAAGAAACGGACGAGAAGAAACCUAAGGCAGAAGUUAAAAGUAAACUGAAAGCUCUGCUUGAAGUGCCUCCACCUCCCCCACCGCAAAAGAAGGAGGAAGUCCCAAAACCAAAACUAAGGAUUUCAUCAAUGAUUCCUGAUUAUAGCAAGGUCCAGAGCAAAUUAAAGUACACAGCUCCACCUCCUGUGCCCAAAGCCAGGAAAGAUGAAUCCCCUAACAGAACCAAUAACAAAAAGUCGGAGUCCCCUCGCAGCUCCAAGAAUCAAUCUCCCAGUGGAUUAGUUCCGGACUCGCCGAAACGUAAACCACUGCUUGCAAAGACUGAUUCAUUGACUAAUAAACCAGGCAGUGAGUCUACAAGCAACAAAGAAGAAUUUAAGAAGCCACUGUCCAAGGAAGAAGGUGACAUCACACGUAAGGAGCGCCGGCUGAGCAAGCGUUUGUCACUCCAAAAUGAGCGUGUCCGUAACUUGUCAGGUGACUCUGUCAAAAGGCCAGAUGUGAAGGACAAGGCCGCCCAUAUUGACCUUGCAGACUCCCUUGAUGGGCGGGGAAGUAGUAGAGCGGGCAGUCGUGCGGUUACACCGCAGUCCAUGUUGAGUUCACGUCAGGGCAGCUGCACUGACAUGAGCACCACAGAAGAUGAGGCGUUCACUGCAGCCACUGUGAAACAGUUGCCUGGAAUCCAGAGAGCUCAGUCCUUACAGGACCGACGUGACAGUUCUAGCGCAGUCAGUGACAUCUCUGAGGGGGGCAGUCACGUGACAUCCCAGGAACUUGAGUGUCGGCUACAGAAAGCUGGUGCCAAUCAACAACAGCGUAAAAGUGCACUUCUGCCGCCCACAAAUUCUUCAGAAGCCAAGUCCAGCAUUCGCGGACGUGGUCGCAACCAGAACCGCAACAAGACAAGCAAAUCCAAGAAGGAAGUGAAGGUGGUGGAGACAGUCUCAGCUGAGAUUCACGCACAGGAGGUUCAGCGUCUGGAGGCCCUCUGUGAGACGCGCACCAAGCAACUGAACAUGGUCCGGCUCCAGCUGCAGACCAGCAACCUCGGCUUCGAAGGCAUGGCCACCACCGUCAACUACUUGGCACAUGAGCUGAAAGCCUUCUCAUGUCCGAGACUGGAGCGGGAGAUUGCAUCCCUGCAGAAGGCUGCGGCGGGGGACCGGGCCAGCAUUGAGAGCCUUCAGACGACCAAGAGCAACCUGGAGGGCAUAGUGACCCAGAUGAAGGAGAGACACAAGGAGUACAUACAGAGCCUUGAGGUCGAGAUGGAGCGAUCCCUGCAGUACCAGCGUGAGACCCUGACUGCUCAGCAUGAGGGCGAGAUCAGUGCAUUGAAGGCUCAGAAGGCCCAUGAGAUAUCGGAGCUGCGCAGGUCCCAUGAGCAGUACAUAGGCCAGCUGGAGGACAAGCACGCGGUAGCCAUGGCGACCCUGUCUGGUCAGCAUGUGGACACCAUACGACAGCUGCAGACCAAGCAGGAGAACCAGAUGGAAGAGCUCCACAAGCAGCACCAGGACAAGCUGGAGGAUAUCACGGGCCGGUUUGAUGGCAUCAAGAUGACCCUCUCGGAGAAGGUGGAGACCUUGCGCAGCGAGUGUGACCGCCUGCGUGAUCGCGCCAAACACUGCGAAGAGGCCCUCCAGAGGGACUCUGACUUCAAAGUACAGUGCGCACUGGCCCCCUACCGCAGUCUGCCGCAGGAGAUAGAGAGUCUAAAGACUGUCCUGGAAAUGAAGAACGAGGAAAUCAACAAGCUACGAACCCACAAUAUUGAGCUGCAGAAGAAACUUGAGGAGCUGCCCGUUGCUAGGGAACAGAUCAUCAGUCUGCAGCAGAAGAAGGAGAACUUGGAGGCCAUUAUCAGCAUGAAGACAGACCAUGAGAAAGUCCUUCAUGAGCGAUGCCAGAGUUUGAUGAGAAAGUACGACAAGGAAUCCCGAGCAAACAAACGCCUGUCCAUGGAUUACGAAGAGCUGAUGUGGAAACUGUCCGAGUCAUUCACCGACCCUGACCUGGGAACCCUGGAGUUGUACCAGAAAAUGGGAAUGUCCCCCACAGGUGACCUGACUUCACCUGGCCUUGGCAGAAAGUUGAGAACGCCGUCUAGUUCGGAAAGCAGUCCCUCCAAAAGUCCUGCCACCAGAAGGACUUUGUCCUCAAGUGCGGAUGAUCGGGAAGAGAAAAAAAUGAAAAGACGUUCUGGAAAUUAUUUAAUAGAUGAAAUGAAGCACAGGGCCACUAGUCCUCUUGCAAAGCAAAGUGCGCAAAACCCACUCACGAAGUCGUGGUCACCAGGUAGUGGUUCUCUGUCUAGUUCGCCGACACGCUCGAAUGGUCGUCAUGGCACCGCCAUGUCCCAGUCCUGGUGUGUUGAAAUGGAAAAGGAUGAGAACCAAUCCCAAGCAGCCGUCAGCAAGAUUCCUCGGAGCAAAUCCAACACAGAUAAACAGUCUCAUGGGAAGUCAGUUUCUCCAGAAGUAAGUGAUAGAUUGAGAACUGAACAAGUUUCUGUUUCGAAAAUGGAAACGGAUAAUUCCAAUUCCAACAGUGUCAACGGCGAUGUGCAGACGUCAGUUGAGUCUGAACUCGUCACGUGCAAGAGUGGAGAAUCACCACAAAAAUCAGAGCCAAAGGCUGUCCCAGAAAUGGGGCCAUUGUCGGAAAGUGACCAUGUGUUCAACGAAAAUUUCUGUGUGAUGAAUAAUAAACAUGCCAAUGCUGAUUCUGAUACAAAUUACUCUACCUCUUCCAUUACUUCUGUCGACACACUUCGAUCUGAAACUCUUUCCUGCCCACCUUCAAAACUGCCAGUAAACAUUGAAGAAGAAAAUGACACAGGAUCAGCAAGAUGUAGAGGUCACACAGAAACCACUGUAUGAUCUUUUUUGUGUUGAACAAACUUUUUGUUUAAGUAGUUACAGUGUUUGUGUUGAAAAGCAAUUACUGCAAAACCAUUUUUAUUUGUAAGCAUAAAAUGUUGCGGGGGAUUUUCCCCCAGACUCUACAAUUUCGUUGACAUGUGAAUUCUAAGAUAUCUGAUUAAAAAAACAACCACUUUGGAAUGUUUGUCAGUCAGUCAUGUGUACAAGUGUAUGUAAUGCAUGUCUAAGAUCAUUGGUAGGGGGGGGGGGGGGGGGGGGGGGGGGGGGGCGGUCACUUUGUUUCAUGCAGGUGUUAAUCACACAUUGUCAUCUUACAAUUGCAUAUUUGUCUCCUACCGGUGAAACCAGAGGGGACUUAUGGUUUGCGCUCUGACAGUCAGUCUGUCUGUCUGUCAGUCCGACACACUUUUCUGGAUCCUGCGAUAACUUUAAAAGUUCUUCUUAUUUUUUUUAUGAAACUUGAAACAUGGAUAGAUGGCAAUAUAGAGAUUAUGCAUGUCAUUUCAUUUUGUUCCUACGUCAAGAAUUCUGGUUGUUAUGGCAACAAAUAUAUAUGAUAAAAAAAAAGUUUGUUUUUUUUACUGACAAUGGUGGAGUUUCACCGGUAGGGGACAAUAUUGCUUGUCAAUCUCUUGUUGGUAUUUGUUUCACUGUGAUUAUAUUACAUUAGGAAGUUGAGCCUCCACAUUUUUAGUUCGGCUGUUUUCAGAGAAAACCCGAGGUAUUGUCUAAGCCAGCUCGGCGUCCGACGUCGGCGUCGUGCUUAAACUAAACAUUUUGUUUAGGUUUUGUACAUUGGCUCUCAAAUCAAAGUGCUUCAACCUACAACUUUGAAACUUUAUAUGUAGCUGCACCUUGCUUAGUUCUACAUGCCACACCCAUUUUUGGGUCACUAGGUCAAAGGUCAAGGUCACUGUGACCUCUAAAUAAAAAAAAAAUUCUGACAAGCUUUCAUUUAUUCAAAACUGAACCUGCAGCCGAGUGUGGCACCCGUUAUGCGGUGCUCUUGUUUUAUUUGGCUUCAUAACUUAUUAUUGAUUGUCAGCAUAACUACUGACCAGACUGCAGGAGUGUGCAGGCAUCAUCACAGGAUACCGCUCAUAUAACCUUUGAUUACUUGUCAAACUUGGAUGGUCAUGAUGAUUGGUGAUUUUUUUCUAUUUUUCCCUAUAUGCACAAACAAUUACUUUAAUAUUUAUUCUAGUAAAUACUCACAAUCACUAGAGUGAAGUGUUUUUUAUAAGACAUAACAGACCCAAAUUAUAUUCAAAGUUUAGAUAUGGGACCUGCAUAUUGCUUUCUGUCAUUAGAUAAUGUUCAAAAAAUAUAUAUCAAUCAUAAGUUGUGCCCCCCCCCCCCUCCCCCCAAACAAAAAAAAAAGAGUAUGAUUUACAAUUUUGAAGUUACAACAAGUCCCAUCUACAUUGUAUUCACAGGAACUGGUAGUUAAAAGUUGUAGCCUGCAAAAAUCCCUGCUUGAUACUUGUUCUGGAGGAGUUAACAUGAAAAAUUAUUCAAAUUGUCAUUUUCAAUGGGACCAAUAUGUAAAUUGUGUUAUUUCUCUUUAAUAUAUGUAUCAAUAUGUAUCUGGCAUGUUUCAUUAUUGUUUAAAUAUAAAUUGUACCUAACAGAUGUAAUUAAGGUUAAAAUUCCUGUGAUGUUUAUAGGUUUGUUUUAGUCGAGCGGUAAGUGUGAGUUUACUUUACAAAACUAUGAAUUGCCUGGAAAACUGUGUAUAAGGAUAACAGGUCUAGGAUACAAGUGUCUACAGACAUUUGUCAAGUUAUUUGCCACUUUGAUUUAAAUACAACCAAGUGGAAAUUGAAAUCCUAACAUCAUUUUGUAUUUAAUCCUGUUUAUGAAAAUCUUCUAUUUCUAUUGUUAACUAUUUGUCAUGCGUAGUUAACUAUAAUAGAUGGUUUGGUAUUUCAUGUGAAUGUUUCAUCUGUGCUGUCAGUAUCUGGAUAGAAUAUGCCUUAAUUAUUCACAUUCAUGAGUGCUUUUGUGUUCCAGUCAAUUGUGCAUUUAGAUUUAUGAUCUGUGUUGUUUCAAACUACAAAUUGAAUAUGGUUAUACAAUUUCUAGUUUAAAUUAUUUAUAUUUUGAAGUUUGUGAUCGAUGGCAUUUGUAUUGUUUAACUUGAAAAUGUAUUUAAAUGCCCUGUAAAAUUCUAUAUAUAUGCAAAUGAGUGUGUUCAGUUAUUUUCCAUCGUAAUUGUACCUGUAAAUAUUUAAUGAAGGAAUAUUAGUUGGAACUGCCUUUUCCACUUUGUGUUUUGCUGACCUGGACAAUUCAAUGUGCGUCAUCUAUUGCGCAGUAUUUGUUGACAUUAGCUACGGUUGCAAAGUUGCCAAUAUGACUGCAACUCUACAUGCCUUAAAGAGAACGUCAAUCAGAUUUACGAAAAAAAGAAAAGUUCUAAAAUCCCGUAUUUUUUUUACAAUUAUUAGAUUAUAUUGAUAAAAAUAUCACGAAUUGUAUAUUACAUUACUUUAAAAAGUUGUUAAGUUUUCAUAUUUUCAGUAUAUUUGCUAAUAAAAGUUUACUGGGUAUGUGAUCCGGGUAACUACCAGCUAACUAUAAAUAACGCAAGUAGAUUGAUCAUCAUUGUCACAUGGUAAACCCAGGAAUGCAAAUUGUGCAUGCGAAGUGAAUUGUAUCUAUUUUAUCAAAGACCUAUAGAUAACAUAUAUCUAUAGGUCUUUGAUUUUAUAUAUAAAAUGAUCAAUCUACUUGCGUUAUUUAUAGUGUGUAUAUCCUUAUGUCACCUAUUUUCGCAAUGUUCUUUUGAUUUCACAUCGCAAAAUUUUAUUACCGAAUAUACUAAAAAUAUUAACUAGUUUCAAGUAAUGUAAUAUACCAGUAGUGAUAUUUUAAUCAAUAUAAACUUAUAAUUGUAAAAAAAAUACUGUAUUUUAGAACUUUUCUUUUUUCGACAAUCUGGUUGACCGUCCCUUUAACUCUAGUGUAAGUGCUGUCAGUGAAAGUAACAAAAUAAAAACAUGGAGAAAAAACAUAAAUAAUAGAUUCAUCAACUUUUAAGGAAACAAAAUAAGAAUUUCACGUUUUACCUGUGGAACUUUAUGAUAUUUUAUGGACUGAACAAUAAGAAUAAUCAUGAUUUUGUUAAUCAGGCUGUAAUAUUUGUUUGCUUUUAGCAUGACUUUUAAAGUAAAUGUAAGCUUUCAAUCUCACCAUGUUGCCAACAUCUGAUUCUUGUGCCCCCUUGUUAUGAGAGGGAGGGAUAUAGAAAAGCCAUUGCUCUUCCGUCUGUCCCACUUUUUUGUGUCAUGCGUAACUCAAACAUUUGUGCUAGAGAGAUAUAUCUUUGCAAAUGUACUAACUACAAUAUAAACUGGGCAUCUCCAUAUUAGCGUUCUAAUGUUUGAAACAUAACCUGAGUUGUGGGACCUUGCUCAGAGAAUUUGUUUUUAUGCCCCCCGGAUGAAUGAUCUGGGGUAUAUUGUUUUUUGCUUGUCUGUCUGUCAUUCUGUCCCAAAACUUUAACCUUGGUCAUAAAUUUUGCAAUAUUGAAGAUAGCAACAUGAUAUUUGGCAUGCAUGUGUAUCUCAUGGAGCUGCAUAUUUCAGUCUUGAAAGGUCAAGGUCAUCCUUUAAGAUCAAAGGUCAAAUAUAUGGCUUCAAAGCGCAGUAGGGGACAUUGUGUUUCACAAACAAAGCUCUUGUUUAACUAGUGAAGUGCAGAGUUAAAAAAAUAUUGCUGUCAGAGGGCUGAAACUUUAUAUGCAUAUUAAUCACCAUAAUUAUGAACUUGUGCAUCUUCAUAUUUUCAUGAGCAGCUUUUGACACAACUGAUGAAAAAUUACAUUUGUUCACUUGUGUAACGUACAGCUUAAAAAUUAUUGCUGCUGGAGGGACGAUAUUGUCAGAACAUUCAUACCAACUUGUGAAUUUGCGCCCCUCCAUAUUUUGUUUCAGAUGUUUUAUACAAAACCUGAGACUUGUAGGCCCUUUUUAACCCUUUCCCACUCAGAAUCAGAGUGAAAAUUGCUAUGUGCAAACAGCAUACAACCAGAACAGCCUGUGAGUAUAAACUGGCAGUCAGUUCAGGCUCUCUGCUGUUAGCUGCUCAUCAGUAUCUAAAGGUUGCAAAUAAAACCUUUACAACUUGAAUCUAGUAAGAAAGGUCUUUAUUUACAUUUAACAACGUAUGCAUCAAAAUACGUAUCUCAGUGGUAAAGGGUUAAGGAAAACAAAUACCUACAUAUUUCUUUUUUUCUUUCUACAGAAUGUGAGUUUUAAGAUCAAAGCAGAAUGAAAGGGAAUCAGUGUCAUACGCACACAUUUCUAGUUUUUCAAGUCUUUUACUUCAAAAUCACACAAGUUAUAAUCAUGAAAUUUAGAAUAUUACUUCGUCAUCAAUUGGUGCAUUAAUUUGAUUGAAACUAACUGGUAGAUAUAUUACGAAAUGUAUUUAGGUUUCUUAGAAGGGGCUUUAUAAUCAAGCAACCGGGUUUGAAGUGUGCAUAUAGUGUUUGUUAUGUAGUUCAACGGAGGCAAGUCCUGGGUAAACCAAGUUUCAUUCUUGUGCAUACAGUGUCAUCCAAGAUGACUGUGUGCAGUCUGCUGGCUGAGUUAUCUGGGUAUAAUACAUGUUAAUUUAACCCAUUUAUGCCUAGCGUCUAGAAAAAAGGCCUUGGCAAACAGCGUAGACCCAGAUGAGACACCACAUGAUGCGGCGUCUCAUCAGGGUCUGCGCUGUUUGCUUAAAGGAAUUUCUGUAAGAAAUAUUCUUUAUAUAGAAAUAAAUAGACUAGACAUCCCUAAUUUUGGAAAAAAAUGAUACAAUGGAGAAGGAUGGGAGAGUCCACUAGGCAUAAAUGGGUUAAUUGUGUUCAAACUGCUUCAAAUAAGUCUCUUUACACCUGAAUUGAAUGAGACCAUACCGAAUGGGGAAGACAUUAUGCUUGCAAAGCUAACCGGAUUUCCCUAGACAUGCCUAAUAUACAGGUGUCUAUAUGAGCUGCGUUCUGAGAAAACUGGGCAUAAUGCUUGUGUGUAAAGUGUCGUUCCAGAUUAGCCUGUGCAGUCUGCACAGGCUAAUAAGGGACAACACUUUCUGCUUUUAUGACAUUUUUCGUUUAAAUGAAGUCUCUUCUUAGCAAAAAUCCAGUUUAGGCGGAAAGUGUCAUACCUAAAUAGCCUGUGCGGGCUGCACAGGCUAAUCUGGUACGAAACUGUACGCACAUGCAUUAUGCCCAGUUUUCUCAGAACACAGCACAUAUGGUUGCCUGGUGUUCAAUAAAUGUACAGUUGUAAUUAAUUCAGAUUAUGCACUUGAGAUUUGAAAUGAGAAUAGUUACCGUUUAUUUAUUAAGUUUCAUUCAUUAGAAAUCGAUGUUGUCAGUUUCUUUUUCAAUUUGCAUAUUGAAGUAUAUUAAAAGUUGUCCAAAAAGGA
This is a messenger RNA of Dreissena polymorpha, 11506 nucleotides long. Its product is annotated as restin homolog. Lineage: Eukaryota; Metazoa; Mollusca; Bivalvia; Myida; Dreissenidae. The transcript has 17 exons. Bases 89 to 6085 code for a protein of 1998 amino acids. The record is from RefSeq and is a predicted model, not a curated record. Gene Ontology annotation, molecular function: microtubule binding. Gene Ontology annotation, cellular component: cytoplasm; nucleus.